GUGCUUCCUGCCGGGCCAAGUUUGCAGAGCGCCGCCGCACGCCGGGCCAGCGGAGCAGAGCCGCAGCAGAGCGGGGCUGCACGGAGCGCGGCGGCGGGGCCGGGCCGAGCCGUGCCGGGCUAGGGCAGGGCAGGGCAGGGCAGGCUCGACGGAGGGGCCGGCUCCGGCUCCGGCCUCGGGGCGCUCUCCCCGGCCCCUGCCCGCCCGCACCAUGCCGCGGCGGCGCGGCUGCCUGCCGCCCCUCGUCUGCACUUUAGCCGCCCUCAGCCUGCCGCUGCUGCUGGCCGCCGAGCCCCGCGCCAAAAGUUGCUCCGAAGUGCGGAGGCUCUACGCCGCCAAGGGCUUCAGCCAGAGCGAGGCGCCCAGCCACGAGAUCAGCGGUGACCACUUGAAAGUCUGCUCGCAAGCCUACACAUGCUGCUCUCAAGAAAUGGAAGAGAAGUACAGUCAACAGAGUAAACACGACUUCAGAAAUGCUGUUGUAGAGCUUAGCAAUCACUUACAAACAAUGUUUAGUUCCCGAUACAAGAAGUUUGAUGAGUUCUUCAAAGAACUUCUCGAAAACGCUGAGAAGUCGCUGAACGACAUGUUCGUGCGGACGUACGGCCGGUUGUACAUGCAGAACUCGGAGCUGUUCAAGGACCUCUUCGUGGAGCUGAAGCGGUACUAUGUGGGUGGCAACGUCAACCUAGAGGAGAUGCUCAAUGAGUUCUGGGCACGCCUGCUGGAGCGCAUGUUCCGGCUGGUAAACCCACAGUACCACUUCACGGACGAGUACCUCGAGUGUGUCAGCAAGUACACGGAGCAGCUGAAGCCCUUUGGGGACGUGCCGCGCAAGCUCAAGCUACAAGUAACGCGAGCAUUUGUGGCAGCCCGCACCUUCGCACAGGGCCUUGCCGUCGCAAGGGAUGUUGUGAGCAAAGUGUCUGCGGUGAACCCCACACCACAGGGUACAAGAGCACUGCUGAAAAUGAUGUACUGCCCGUACUGCCGAGGUCUGGUAUCAGUGAAGCCCUGUUACAAUUACUGUUUUAAUGUCAUGAGAGGCUGCUUGGCCAACCAAGGGGAUUUGGACACCGAGUGGAAUACCUUUAUGGAUUCGAUGCUGCUGGUAGCAGAGAGGCUGGAGGGGCCUUUUAAUAUUGAGUCAGUCAUGGAUCCCAUUGAUGUGAAAAUUUCAGAUGCAAUCAUGAACAUGCAGGAGAACAGCAUGCAGGUGUCUCAGAAGGUUUUCCAGGGAUGUGGCCAGCCAAAAACACUUGCACAAGGUCGAACCGCUCGCUCUGUCUCUGAAAGUGGUUUCAGUGCUCGCUUUAGACCAUACAACCCGGAGGAGCGGCCAACUACAGCCGCUGGCACGAGCUUAGACAGGCUGGUUACUGAUGUAAAAGAAAAGCUGAAGCAAGCCAAAAAAUUUUGGUCCUCUCUCCCCGGCAACAUUUGCAAUGAUGAAAAGAUGUCUGUAGGCACUGUCAACGAGAACGAGUGCUGGAACGGGAGCGCUAAGAGCAGAUAUGACUUUGCAGUGACUGGAAACGGCUUGGCAAGUCAGGUGAACAACCCAGAGGUGGAAGUUGAUAUUACCAAGCCAGACAUGGUGAUUCGUCGGCAAAUCAUGGCUCUGCGGGUGAUGACCAACAAGCUGAAGAAUGCAUACAGCGGGAACGACGUUGACUUCAUUGACAUCAGUGAGGAGAGCAGCGGGGAGGAGAGCGGCAGCGGCUGCGAGUUCCAGCAGUGCUCCCCGGAGUUCGAGUUCAAUGCAACCGAAGUUACUGGAAACUCCAACAAGAGUGAUAAAAAAGCGAACACUUCUGCCGCUACCAGUAGCGGUUUAUCACAAGCAGCCUUGUUCCUUAGCAUUUUGUUCUUGGCCAUGCAAAGACAAUGGAGAUAAUUGUGCAGCAUAGGGGGGGAGAAAAAGACUUUUAUUAUCAAAGUUAGAAGGCACCUGCUUUCACUUUUAUACCAUCUAGUGACUUUGCUUUUUAAGUUAAUGGACAACAGUGUACAGUUUUUACUAUGUUGCCACUGGUUUUAAGAUACUGAUUUUUUUUCCCUUGCUAUUCUGGGAAUAACAGGAAUGGGGCCUACCAGUCUGUCCCAUUCACCAAGAGUCCAUGAUAAAGGUGGAUAACAGAAAUGUAUAUACAAGCCUGUAGUUAGCUCUGCAUUUGUCUUUAUCACUUUUUUAUUUUUUAUUUUUAUUUUACCACAUUUCUUACAAAAAGAAGAAACCCAGGGUCCUUUCUUGGCAUGUAACAAGUAUGUGUUUCUGAAAUGAGAAAUGUCUGUACAGAAGCAGGUUUUAUUUAUCAUGUUAUCUUAUGGGGGGGAAAUAAUUACCAAACAAGCAGAAAACAUGUUUCAUGUAGUUAACUUCCCAUUUAUCCACAUAAUGUUAGUUGCCUUAUCUGGAAAAGAGUGGAAGUAAUUUGUCUUUAUUAUGCAGUGAAACAACAUGAAGAUAGAACUGGUCAGUGUGCCAAGUGCCCCAUUUGCAUAAGGUGGUAAUGCCAGGAGCAGGUUGUACUUCCUUUACAGGAUGUUUGGUUAAAUUGGAAGAGUCUACAGAGAAUUCCAGUUUUGCAGAUGCUAAGAAGAGUUAUCAUUUGUUCCCCAGGAUCCUUGCAAUUAACUGUAACUCAUGUAGGUCAGUUCCUGAAGUGCAUCUCCAGUGGGAAUAAGGCAUUAAACUUGUUCGGUUGGAAGCAACUUGUCGUGUCACAGAUCCAAAUGCCAACACGUGUCUUGUCUGCAAAUUUGUUAGAUGAAUGCUGGAUUAAUUUUUUUCCUAUUUUUUAUUUUUAGGAAUACUUUGCUGGGGGUGAAAGAGGGAGAACUGUUGGUUUUGUUUUUGCAAGAGUUUUGUCUCCUCUCUGACCAGGGGCAGACGGGAAGGCUGGGCAGAGUGCUCUGUCGCACUGUUGCAGGGCCGAAGACGCCUCUGUUUUGGCGCUCUUGGUCCCCUGGGAGCCAGUGCCCAGGCACACAGUGACUGCAGCUUUUUGAAGCUAUGCAAGACGCCCAUUCUCUCUCUACGUAUGCUUUUGCAGUUGGAACAGUGUUGUGGUACAGCAUCUCAUUAAUAAAGGAAAAGUAUAUUUUUAAGAAAAAGAUAUUAAAUAACUUUUAAAGAGUUGGGGGGGAAGUCUUCAGAAAGACUCAAAAUUAUUCUGCAUGUGUCUCCUCCUGCUUUGGGUAGCCUUUAGGUCUGGCUGGAUGCUGGGAUCCAGCCAGGAGAGCAAUCCAGAGAGAGGGAGGGUUUGCUGUGUUCCACCCUUGUGUUGUAAGGAUAAUUUUCUAUUUUUAUAUUGAAGCAUUAAUUACUUGUUAGCUCAGGGUCACUGUUAUAUUCAACUUUAUUUUCACACCAAAUUUCUGCAAAGCUAUAAAGAUGGAAUAUUCUUGGCUGGUAUAAACAAUCCUGGAGGCUUAAUUUUACUAGAAGUAGCCCGUUAUUUAUUAAAACAUGAUGUUAGUAGAGUAGGGAUAUUCUGGCUAGAUUAUUUUUCUUUAGAAAAUAAAUCAUGGAAGCGUAAAAUUGAAAAAGUUAUAAAUUUAUGUGUGGGAAAAAAUGGAUUGUAAAUAGCUAAGUUGCUUUGUGAGGAAUUGGAAAAUGUGCUGAUACUUAGAAACUACCUCAGUUCUGAGGAAUUUCCUUUCUAGCUUUGAGUGCUAUUACAUUUACUUGGUAGAAGUGAAUCUGGUCUCCAAUAUGUAGCUGAAAGAGUUAUCCCUAUAGACCUUGUUAGAUUGUUUUUAAUUUAGAGGGUUGAACUACAUCCAGCUGUUUUCUUUCAGCUAAGUUCCUUAACAAAGAGAAUUUCUGAAUUAAAUAUUGCUGAUGGUUUCCAUGACUUUUACUGAUUUGUUUGGUUUCAUGGCAUUUUCUGAUUGCCCUUUAAUUAUUUAAAUGGUUCUAACCAUUUGAAUUUUAAUCCUGAAAUAAACAAACCUUAGAUGCACUACCAUUGUAAAUAUAUCACAGUAAGGUCUGACUGGAUAACCCUUCUGGCUUACACCCAGCUGGCAGGCCGGCAAAGUUAAAUGAAGAAAAAAAAAUUAAACUUCUUCAGAGCUCAGAGAAUGGUGAAACAAAAGCCCUGUGUUCAGAGUGGCUGACUUUUCCAAGAUCUCAGUUUUUGGCAUAAAUGUUCAUAUGUAAGAAAGUUGCUUGUAAAUUCUCCUGCUUUUGAGCUUUCUGCCCAGUGUGUACUUAAAGAAAAACAUUUCUGAAUUUAUAUUUAUCAUUUUACAUCUAAUUGCUUACUAAUUAUUAUUCAUUAGUUUGGUAAAAGCAAACAAUGCAAAGACCUGACAUGAGUUUUAAACUUGUCCAGUUUACGUUGUUAAUAGCACAACAAUCCUCCACUAUAUCAAGGACAGAUUUGUCACCUGGGGCUACAGGAAACAAGAGUAAACAUCAAUGUAGGAUGAUGAAAAGUUGUGUUCCUGCUUUUAUUUUGUGUUUGUGUGUGAAAUUGGCUCUCUGACAUGAGCUUGUAAACUAAACCAUACGGGUGGGGACUGAGGCAUGCUGCUGGCUGCUUGCUCGUCAGAAGGCAUCUGCUCCAUUUCUUCCAGUGUUUGUUUUUUCCAAAUAACGAUUGCCAUUACGGUCAUGCUUUAAAGAAAAGUUCCCGUGUAUAAAUUAAUAAUUAAAAUUAAUGCAAGUACUAAUGAACUUCACAAACAACUAAUGAGCUUCACAAGUUAACCAGAGAAGGUGGUAUUCUUGGUGGCAUUGAGGUGCUGUCUCCCAGAGUUG
This is a messenger RNA of Oxyura jamaicensis (ruddy duck), 4771 nucleotides long. It is a transcript of the gene GPC4, whose product is annotated as glypican 4. Gene Ontology annotation, cellular component: extracellular region; synapse; plasma membrane. The transcript has 9 exons. NCBI's taxonomy places the organism in Eukaryota, Metazoa, Chordata, Aves, Anseriformes, Anatidae. The coding region runs from base 212 to 1897 and encodes 561 amino acids. Gene Ontology annotation, biological process: regulation of protein localization to membrane; cell migration; regulation of signal transduction. The record is from RefSeq and is a predicted model, not a curated record.